This is a messenger RNA of Amphibalanus amphitrite, 2991 nucleotides long. Its product is annotated as atherin-like. The transcript has 9 exons. Lineage: Eukaryota; Metazoa; Arthropoda; Thecostraca; Balanomorpha; Balanidae. Bases 302 to 1585 code for a protein of 427 amino acids. The record is from RefSeq and is a predicted model, not a curated record.
GUCGAGCGCGGGAGCACCUAAAGCUGAAAAGUGUGGACGAAGGGGGUGUGUGGAGGGGUUUCAGUUUGGGUUUGGAUACUGACAACUCAAUUUGGUAUUGAAUUGGUAGGUGGGCAGACAGGGAAGGAACUGUUAAGUUUUACGGAAGAUAGUGUGGCUCAUUAUCCGUAUGUGUUUGAAAUAACUUGUGGAGGGUUUAUGAAUUGCACCCUACUCGCCUUAGUGGAGAACAUAGCCGAAGGGAUACGUCUUCAAAAAUAAGAGCGGCGCCGUCCGUUCCCGCGCCUCUCGCCGCCUGUCAAUGCACUCCAGGAUGGGCCCGUCGCGCGGUCACCAGCGUAUUCUGGUGACGGUGGCCGUACUGGUGGCCCUGGCCGGCGUGGUGCAGUUCUGGCGACUGCGGACAGUGAACGCCGACCUCACCAACCAGCUGGUGCGGGUGGAACGGCUCCUGCAGGAAGCCGAAAAGAAAUCUUCAAUGAUCGACUCGCAAAGGAAAGAAACAUCCGAAGACCUCAAGAAAGUAAACGCCAAACUACAACAGCUCCAGAUCACAAAAGACGAGGAUUCCAUGAGAUGCAAGCAGCUUCAGGAAGACAUGGAAGAGAUAAUGGAGAAAAAGUCGGCCCUUCAAAAGGAGCUGGAUGACGAUAAAGCCACCCAUAACGGCGAGCUGCACGACAUGGCCAGUAAGCUGAAGACGCUGCAGUUGGAGCUGACGGAGAACCGGCGUCAGAGCGACGCCGAGGUGGCCGCACUCCGCCAGCAGCUAGCCGAGGCCGAGCAGACGGUCGGCGACGCCUCCUCGUGCCGCGCUCAGCUGACCCAUGCGCAGACGGAGCUGAUCAAGUGCCAGUCGAUGCCGGCUGUCCAGCCGGCGGCCCCCAGACAGCCGGGCACCGCCGGCUCCGGCCCCGCCGCCGCUGCAGUCGUCCCCGGUGAUAACGGUUCCAAGUGGCCCGGCCUGGUCGCCCCGAAGCCUCAGCUGGGUCAGCAGCUAUUUGAGAGCGCCGGCCUGUCGGGAGGGUUUCAGCAGGCGCAGGGCCAGGUGGUCGCCGCGCGCCGCGUGCUGCCCACGCCGCCGGGCGCAGCGGCCGCGGCCGCCGGCCCAAAGUCCAGCAGCUCGACGUCCAGCGUGAGGCCGGCCGUGGCUGACGCGCUGGAGACGCUCGACAAACCGCAGGGCGGGGAGGAGGCGGCAGAGGGGGCCGGAGCACUGGCGGCGGAGGGGGCAGGAGUGCUGGCGCCGCCCCACCAGCUGCCCGAGCGGCAGGAGGAGAAAGAGGAGGAGGAGGGAGGAGAGGGAGAGCAACAGGAGGAGGGCGACCAGGACGGAGACGGCGGCAUCCAGUACCCGAUGGAUGAUGGUAAAGCAGACGCGAUGGACGACCAUCCCGAUACUGACAACGAGGCCAAGGACGCCGAGCUCAUCAAGGGCCUGAAGGAGCUGUCCAACAAGAGCGGCCAGGGCGCCGACCAGCAGCCCGGGCCGGCCGAAGGUGAGCUGUCCGGCCCGGAGAUGGUGGGCGCCGUGCCGCCGCCGGACCUCACCGGUGGGGUCCAGCCGCAUCUGCCGCUCCGAUAAACUUUCGACGGCGUAGACUCGGCGCGUGAUGUCACUGGUCGACUACUGACGUCAGCGGUGGCCGGCCUGUGACGUCAGCGGUGGCUGUCUGCCCAGGCUCGGCGCGUGGAGUUACUGGCGGCCUGGUGACGUCAGUGGUGGCUGGCCUGUGACGUCACUGACGAUCUGGUAACGUCAGUGGUAACCGGUCUGUGACGUCACUGGCGGACUGGUGACGUCAGUCGUGGCCGGCCUGUGACGUCACUGGUGGACCGGUGACGUCAGCGGUGGGCGGCGGCGGGCGGUGCGAGGCGCCGUGUCCGCCCCAUAUGACCAGCCGCCGCCCUAUCCGCUGUAGUACCGGUGAACUGUGAGGCGCUGGCAGUGUCCGCGGCUCCGAACUGGACACCACAAGUGCCUGGCAUGUGUUGUGAGUGUGACUGCCGGCAGCAGAGAGCCUCGCUGGAUGAACGAUGCGGCCCGCGCUGACGGUGCCCGCACGAACAGAGAUUAUUCAGCGGAGCCGGGGGGUUGUGCCUAAUGACAGGCACUGGCUGGCGUCUGGGCGGUGUUUCACCGGACGCUGCUACCACGCUGCUGUCGCAUUUCGCGAGCUGACGUCACAGAUUGUGGCAGUGUUGAAGAUUUGGCACGUUUACUGGCAGCGCGCUAGCAGCGGCCGUUUAACACCGCCCUGGUAUCUCGUGUCUGAGUGAUGGAUCGGCAUUUUUUGGCAUUGCUAACUCAUUUUACACUUGACAUUCUUUCUGAUCUCUUCGCUCUGGGUCGGGAGUUCGGUUGGACCUUUCACACUCGUUGCAGCCGAUUUGUCUGAAUACAGCUAGAGGUUAAGAAAUAUCAUGAAUGCCGCUCUGAUUGACGCUGGACGCCUUGUUAUGUUACAAUUCAUAUCAGUUAUGUUUCUGAUUGGCCAGGGUAUGCUAUGUUAGUUCUAGAAUGAAUUUGCUCGUCUGAUAACUUAAAUUUGUGUCAUUUUGCUGAUUGAUUGAUGUCGCUUGUGCUCACGCCAGUUGUGCAUUUACAGCGGGUAAGUUUGCGCGUCCCGCCUCGUUUGAGGUUAUUUUAUUCCAGAUCCGCUGAACAGAGGAAUGUUUCCGAAAGCUGUGGCCAGAAAGCACCGCACACGGUCAUGGACCAACUCGCUGUAUGAUAUAAUUUAUUUUUAGUUUAGGUAGAGUCCUUUACCGACAAAUAUUCCGGCGUGCGCAAAGACGUGGACAGUUUCAUGCAGCAAACUGCUGCUUGUGUGUGGUUUCUGCACAGUUGGACGGUGUUACGUGAUAUCGAUGUUGUUGGGUGGCGUGAAGUUUUACGUGCAGUAUGAUAAUAUGUCCGUCGCUUUCUUAUAAUGGACUACUCACUUAUUUGAGAAGACGUGGAUCAAUAAAGUUGUUUGCAUUCGUAUA